Symbiodinium necroappetens is the source of this 1662-nucleotide messenger RNA. NCBI's taxonomy places the organism in Eukaryota, Dinophyceae, Suessiales, Symbiodiniaceae. The record is from the annotation of a GenBank genome assembly.
GUCAUGACAGAUCGCGGAACUGGGCGUUCCCGCGGUUUUGGCUUCGUCUCUUACGAGACCCCUGAGCCAGUAGAUGCCAUUAUGUCCAUGCACAAGGAGCAUAACAUCAUGGGCAAGUGGAUCGACUGCAAACCUGCCACAGCGGAGGGUACCAAGGGAGCUCCGAGCAAAGGUGGUGGCGGCAAGGAUUUCGGCAAAGGUAUGCCCAAAGGCAUGGGGAAGGACCGAGCCGGAGAUUGGAAAGGCGGUAAGCCCGAUGGAAGCUACGGAGCCAAGAGCUAUGGAGGCUAUGCCGCAUUUCCACCGCCCGCCGGCUGUGGGGGAAGCGGCUGUGGUGCUUAUGGAGGCGCCGCCGCAGCCGGGGCCUACGGCGGUGGUGGUUGUGGCGGCUAUGCAGGUGGCUGCGCCGGCUACGGAGCUUUCGGUGGCUACGGAGGAGCCGCUUUGUCCCGGCAUUUACUUGCCGCCGUAAUGCCAGCAUCUGGCUCGCCGCCACCAGGUUUUCGCAAACACAUUCGCCUUGUUGUCUCCAGCGACGGACAGACAGUGGAGCUUCAUGUACUUGUGGAACACUUAGAGACGGCACCGCCGCUGCCGGCUUGGAGUUCCCAAGAGUGGGACGACUACGAAAAAAGUUUUUUCGGCCCAGAUCCGAUUCUCGACCGCGCGGAGGAGUUUGACCCGCUGCGGCCGCACACAGCUCUGCCGCGUGGAACCCGAAGGGUGCAGCCACAAAGCUGUCGAGGCCGUGAGUUUGAGCACGGCCACCGGCUUCCUCCCCAUCAGCGGAUAGCACAGACCCGAUGGCUGCACUUAGUUUCCAGGGUGCUGCGACACCACAUCGGAUGGUGCAACUUCGACGUGGACUACCGAGUCUAUGGCCCUGGAGUAACAUGCAGGCAAGUUGAGAAAUGGGAGAGACGACAUGGAGAUGUGGAUACAGUGCGCGCGCGGCGGAGAGAGCUCCGGGACUCCAUCAUUGAGGAACGCCGUGCAGAGAAGCUCCGCAUCAAGGAGGCUCGGAAAUCCGAAGGGCUCAAAGUCCAGGCCCAGGAGAGGCGUCAGUGUAAGGAAACAAGAAAACGCCACCGUCCACCACAUGCAGCAUGGCGGACCACCGAGCAUUUCCUCAUGGAUUCCUUUACCCUGCAUGGGCAAGAUGACGACUGCGACCGUGCCAUGGCAGCACAGCUGGGCUUGGAUGACGAAACCUACCGUCAGCUCAAGUCGCUGGAAGGGCGGGAGAUCCGACCGGAAGACUACGAUCUGCUCGGAAGGCUCGACGAAAACCUCAAGCGCGAAACAUUGGAAGGCAAAUGCCUCCAUGUCUUCCCGACAGAGGUCUACGAGCUGGGUUCCAAGGAGCCCGCAUCUUGCGGUAUAUGCCUGGACGAGUUUGAGACUGGAGAAGUUCUUCGAACGCUGCUUCCUUGCGGCCAUCGAUUUCACAGGAGUUGUAUCGACCGCUGGCUCACAGAGACGUCCGCACUUUGCCCUGUGGACAAGAUCAACGUCGGUGAGUACCGGGCCUGCCUCGCAAGCUCUGGCGGCGAAGGAGUUGACCGCUGUGCUCUUCCCCAGGCUGACGCAGUGAGUCCAAGAUUGCUGGACAGUCGGCUCGGCAUUUCGGCGUGCUAUUUCAACGAGGGGUCCCCUACUUAG